UCUUCCUCGCCAGCUGUCCUCAUGGCCUUUGCGCCCAUGGGGCCGGAGGCCUCGUUCUUCGCGGUUGUGGACCAGCACAGGGCUUCCCUGCUGGCCGCCCUGAGGAGCGGCGGCGGGGAGCCGGCGGGCGGGGGGGUGCGCCCGGCCUCCAGUUCUGAGGUUCUUGCAUCUAUAGAAAAUAUUAUCCAAGACAUAAUCACAAGCUUGGCGAGAAAUGAAGCGCCUGCCUUCACAAUAGACAACAGAUCAAGCUGGGAAAAUAUAAAGUUUGAAGAUUCUGUGGGUCUUCAGAUGGUAUCUCAUUGUACCACAAGAAAAAUCAGAAGUGAUUCACCAAAAUCAGUUAAAAAUUUUGCACUAAUUCUUAAAAUAUUGUCCAUGAUUUACAAAUUAGUACAGAGCAACACUUAUGCAACCAAGAGAGACAUAUAUUACACUGACAGCCAACUCUUUGGUAACCAGACUGUUGUGGACAAUAUUAUCAACGAUGUUUCCUGUAUGUUAAAAGUGCCGAGGAGGAGUCUACAUAUAUUAUCUACAUCAAAAGGUUUAAUUGCUGGCAAUUUAAGGUAUAUCGAGGAAGAUGGCACCAAAGUGCAUUGUACCUGUGCAACAGCUGUUGCUGUACCAUCUAAUAUCCAAGGAAUUUGGAAUUUAAUUACAGAUGCGAAAUUUCUAUUAAUUGUAGAAAAAGAUGCGACAUUUCAGCGACUCCUAGAUGACAACUUUUGCAGCAAAAUGUCUCCAUGCAUCAUGGUUACGGGAAAAGGAGUACCUGAUCUGAACACAAGACUCUUAGUCAAGAAGCUGUGGGAUGCACUUCACGUUCCUAUUUUCAGUCUUGUAGAUGCUGAUCCACAUGGCAUAGAAAUAAUGUGCAUCUAUAAGUAUGGAUCUAUGUCGAUGUCUUUUGAAGCCCAUAAUCUCACAGUUCCAGCUAUCAGAUGGCUUGGUCUCCUCCCUUCUGACAUUAAAAGAUUAAAUAUACCUAAAGAUACUUUAAUUCCACUGACAAAACGGGACCAAAUGAAACUUGACAGUAUCCUGAAAAGACCUUAUGUUACUUGCCAACCAUUUUGGAGAAAAGAAAUGGAAAUAAUGGCAGACUCUAAAAUGAAGGCAGAAAUUCAAGCUUUGACCUUCCUAUCAUCAGAUUAUCUUUCCAGAGUGUACUUACCUAACAAAUUAAAAUUUGGAGGAUGGAUAUAAAACUUUAUCAGACCAUAUCUUGUGGUUGCGAAGGGUUUUCCAUUGGUUUUGUUUACAGAGGUAGAUGCUGUGUUGCAAAGAACAUAUAUUCUUAAUUCUGUAGAGAUAAAGUAAAAUAAUUAUCCAUGACUUAUGUUCUCUGUCAAAACAAAUGCUGUACUCUGAUUGUCUUGAGAAGGCUUUAUUUUAUCCUUCUCUGUAGAGGCUGAUUUCUGUCCUGUGUUCUAAAGUAAAUUAUAGAGGAAUAUAUGUUAUUUUGAUUUUUAAAUUUUAUUUGAAAACAUAUUUUAUACAUGUCAUCAAAGUCUACAGAAAAUUUUUAUUUACUUUCUAUAAUACAACUAAUGAUAAAGCAUGAAGUAUCUUAUUAGGAACAAAAAUAAUGAUAACCUAAAUGUGAGAGGUUGCAAAUGAAUUAUAGUGCUCAGCGGUUUCGUCUUGGUUACAUUUUCCUUUCCCUUCAUAGUGUUGGGGUCAGACUCCGUUCAUUCACUUGUGAUAUUACUGAAGUUUAUUAUGAAUAAAUAUUUGGGUUGAUG
Ceratotherium simum simum (southern white rhinoceros) is the source of this 1748-nucleotide messenger RNA. RefSeq names its product SPO11 initiator of meiotic double strand breaks (gene SPO11). Gene Ontology annotation, cellular component: nuclear chromosome. The record is from RefSeq and is a predicted model, not a curated record. Gene Ontology annotation, biological process: reciprocal meiotic recombination; meiotic DNA double-strand break formation; meiotic DNA double-strand break processing. NCBI's taxonomy places the organism in Eukaryota, Metazoa, Chordata, Mammalia, Perissodactyla, Rhinocerotidae. Gene Ontology annotation, molecular function: DNA binding; ATP binding; DNA topoisomerase type II (double strand cut, ATP-hydrolyzing) activity.